Molecule: messenger RNA, 1875 nt
Organism: Dioscorea cayenensis subsp. rotundata (Guinea yam)
Lineage: Eukaryota; Viridiplantae; Streptophyta; Magnoliopsida; Dioscoreales; Dioscoreaceae
Product: putative UPF0481 protein At3g02645
Exons: 2
Coding region: 184-1875 (563 amino acids)
Source: RefSeq, a predicted model, not a curated record
AAAGACAGAAAAAUAAAAUAAAAUAAAAAAAGCAUUGAGGAAUGGUCUAGGAAGCCGGCCUGGUAUGAUGGUUGCAAUGAAGUUGCAUUCCAAAAAAAUUUUGGACAUGUAUCACAUUGCUUUAUAAAAACCACCCCUGUAUAUAAAUCCACUCUUCCACAAGAGUUCUCAAGCUACACAACAAUGGAUUCUUCAUUCCAAUCCCCACCGUCAUCUAAGUCCGACCAUCUCUUUGAUGAGCUUCGGUGGGUCAUCCAAAUCCAUCAAUAUCUCGAGGAAGGCACCGAAGAUGAUCACGGCAUCCCUGUGACAAUUUUCAGCGUGCCGAAUUCUCUGAGAGUAAGCAACCCUGAAGCCUUUGCUCCGCAACUCAUCGCCCUCGGCCCAUAUCAUCAUUGGCAACCAGAACUUUACGAGAUGGAAUGGUACAAGAGCUCUGCAGCAAAACGCGCCCGAAACCGUCUCCAUGAACAAAAAUUUCAGCAACUUGCCGAGCACUUUGUAAAAGCCAAAAAAUUGAUAUGUGCACAUUAUCAUAGGUAUCUUGAUUUCAAUGACGAAACAAUAGCAUGGAUGAUGAUACUUGACACAUCAUUUUUGCUUGAAUUCCUUCAAAUCUUCGUGCCAGAAGAAAGUAAGGUUCUCCAACAAGUGCCAUCCAGAAUUUCGCAUUUUGUUGAUAAUCAAGGGAGGAAAUCAGCUCAUGAUGUGAUACUAAGAGACAUAAUGAUGUUAGAGAAUCAAGUGCCACUAUUCUUGUUGAGAGUAUGCUUGGAGUUCCAAUGUUCAUCACUUGAAGAAGCAGAUGAUGUGCUCACUUUAAUGUUGAAUGGAUUCAUGAGAGCCCUUUGCCCGCUCAACAUGAUGCAAAACUUUCCAUGCAUUGACGUCACUCAACAUGCUCAUUUGUUAGAGCUUCUCUAUUCCAUUCUUGUUCGGAAACCUCAAGAACAAAAUUGUGAAGCGAUCAUAGAUAUCAGUGAAGAUCAAACUGAUGCCGGGAAAUCGAUCUAUGAAACUGAUGAUGAUGAUUCUAGUAAAAUCAACCAAUUCUUCAUCGCAAGUUGGAAGGCAGCUUCUGGCCAAAAUGGAUCAAAUAUACUAUACAUCAAGAAACUUUUGUCAUCAAAGCCGAUGAAGUUCUUGGUGAAAGUACCUUGGAAGAUAAUCACCAGUCUGCCGGUGUUCUCCAUCUUGAAAAAACCAGUUGAAUACCUUCUCUCCUCUGAAACAAGUGUAAAUUCAAAGAACGAAAUGUCAAGUUCAAAUCAAAACAUCAACAACCAACCACUGAUAGAAGAGAUCAUGAUUCCAUCAGUGAGGGAACUUGUCAAUGCAGGCAUUAGCUUCUCGGCGACAAAGGGAGAUGUGACAACGAUUCAGUUUGAUAUAAAGACUGCCACCUUAUACCUACCUACUGUUAAAUUGGACAUCAACACUGAAGUUAUACUUAGGAACUUGGUAGCCUAUGAAUCAUCAGUAGUAUCAGGACCUCUAGUUUUUACUCGAUACACUGAGUUAAUGAACGGAAUAAUUGAUACUGAUGAGGAUGCAAAGCUUCUAAGGGAAAGGGGGAUUAUCUUAAACAAAAUGAAGAGCGACAGUGAGGUCGCUAAGCUGUGGAAUUCAAUGAGCAGAUCUGUUAGGCAUACAAGAGUGCCAUUUCUUGAUAAAGUGAUAGAAGAUGUGAACAACUAUUAUGACAGUAGAUGGAAAGUGAAGACUACAAAGUUCAUGAAGAAGUAUGUGUUUGGUUCGUGGCGGUUCCUAGCAUUUCUUGCAGCUAUUUUUCUGCUUUUGCUGACCAGUUUGCAGGCAUUUUGCUCAGUCUAUAGUUGUGCUCGCUGGAUCAAUCCUGCAAUCAUUGGGCAGUAA